This is a messenger RNA of Paramecium sonneborni, 371 nucleotides long. The record is from the annotation of a GenBank genome assembly. Lineage: Eukaryota; Ciliophora; Oligohymenophorea; Peniculida; Parameciidae.
GUACUAUAAAUCCAAUUAUUAUAUCCAUGGAUAAUGCUGUAGAAGAGUUGAAUGAAAGUAUUCUACAAAUUAGAUCCAAAGCCUCAGGUGUGGCUAUUGGAAAAAUGUUAGUAAAUCCAACUCUUUAUUCUUUAGGAGUACUCUUGACAAUUUGAAAAGUCAAAGGUGCUUAAACUCUUUAUAUUUCAGUAAUAGUUGAUCCUCCUAUAACCUAUAAAACUCACUCAUUAAUUAAGUGUUACUACAGGUUUAGCGUAUUAGAGGGAUAAAAGAAAAAUUUUAGGAGUUCAAUACCAUAUUGUUGCUUCAUAUUCAGUCAGAAUUGAAGCUUCAUUAAUCUAAUUUAAAAAAGAUUAUUCAAAAUCCGCAAC